AUGAGGCACAGUCUCCACUUGACCUUCCUGUGUCUGAGUCUCCUCACUGGAAGGAUGUGUAUCCAGGGGAAUCAGUUUACCAUCAAGGCCAGCAGAAGUGACAAGCUGUCCCUGCCUGGCUUUGAGAAUCUCACAGCAGGAUAUAACAAGUUUCUCAGGCCCAAUUUUGGUGGAGAACCUGUUCAGAUAGCACUGACUCUGGACAUUGCAAGUAUUUCCAGUAUUUCAGAGAGUAACAUGGACUACACAGCCACCAUAUACCUCAGACAGCGCUGGACGGACCAGCGGCUGGUGUUCGAAGGCGACAAGAGCUUCACUCUGGAUGCGCGCCUAGUGGAGUUCCUCUGGGUGCCAGACACUUACAUCGUGGAGUCCAAAAAGUCCUUCCUCCAUGAAGUCACUGUGGGAAACAGGCUCAUCCGCCUCUUCUCCAAUGGCACAGUCCUGUAUGCUCUCAGAAUCACAACAACCGUUGCAUGUAACAUGGACCUGUCUAAAUACCCCAUGGACACACAGACAUGCAAGUUGCAACUAGAAAGCUGGGGCUAUGAUGGGAAUGACGUGGAGUUCAGCUGGCUGAGAGGGAAUGACUCUGUGCGCGGGCUGGAGAACCUGCGGCUUGCUCAGUACACCGUACAACAAUAUUUCACGUUAGCUACCAGAUCGCAGCAGGAAACAGGAAAUUAUACACGACUGGUCUUGCAAUUUGAGCUUCAGAGGAAUGUCCUGUAUUUCAUUUUGGAAACUUAUCUUCCUUCCACUUUCCUGGUGGUGUUAUCCUGGGUUUCGUUUUGGAUCUCCCUUGAUUCAGUUCCUGCAAGAACCUGCAUUGGAGUGACCACUGUAUUGUCAAUGACCACACUGAUGAUUGGGUCCCGCACUUCUCUUCCGAACACCAACUGCUUCAUAAAGGCCAUUGACGUGUACCUGGGGAUCUGCUUUAGCUUCGUGUUUGGGGCCCUCCUGGAAUAUGCAGUUGCCCACUACAGCUCCCUACAGCAGAUGGCAGCCAAAGAUAGGGGGAAGGCAAAAGAAGUGGAAGAAGUCAACAUCACUAACAUCAUCAACAGCUCCAUCUCCACCUUUAAACGGAAGAUCAGCUUGGCCAGCAUUGAAAUUUCCAGCGAUAACGUUGACUACAGUGACCUGACAAUGAAAACUAGUGACAAGUUCAAGUUCAUCUUCCGAGAUAAGAUGGGCAGGAUUGUUGAUUAUUUCACAAUUCAAAACCCCAGUAAUGUUGAUCGAUAUUCCAAACUACUAUUUCCUUUGAUUUUUAUGCUAGCCAAUGUAUUUUACUGGGCAUACUACAUGUAUUUUUGA
Messenger RNA from Lagenorhynchus albirostris (white-beaked dolphin), 1323 nucleotides. RefSeq names its product gamma-aminobutyric acid type A receptor subunit pi (gene GABRP). Gene Ontology annotation, molecular function: GABA-A receptor activity; neurotransmitter receptor activity; extracellular ligand-gated monoatomic ion channel activity. Bases 1 to 1323 code for a protein of 440 amino acids. Lineage: Eukaryota; Metazoa; Chordata; Mammalia; Artiodactyla; Delphinidae. The record is from RefSeq and is a predicted model, not a curated record. The transcript is spliced from 9 exons. Gene Ontology annotation, cellular component: membrane; synapse; neuron projection. Gene Ontology annotation, biological process: chemical synaptic transmission; signal transduction; nervous system process.